Messenger RNA from Amphibalanus amphitrite, 3317 nucleotides. RefSeq names its product endoplasmic reticulum-Golgi intermediate compartment protein 2-like. NCBI's taxonomy places the organism in Eukaryota, Metazoa, Arthropoda, Thecostraca, Balanomorpha, Balanidae. Gene Ontology annotation, biological process: retrograde vesicle-mediated transport, Golgi to endoplasmic reticulum; endoplasmic reticulum to Golgi vesicle-mediated transport. The record is from RefSeq and is a predicted model, not a curated record. Gene Ontology annotation, cellular component: COPII-coated ER to Golgi transport vesicle; endoplasmic reticulum; membrane. The transcript is spliced from 9 exons. The coding region runs from base 1571 to 2740 and encodes 389 amino acids.
AGUGUGUAUUGUGCAGCAGUGCUGUGAAAUGUGCUGGGGUUCUAGCAUAGGCGUCGCCAGAGAUUUUCGGUUGGGGGGGCAAAAUCAACUUUUGUGUUAAAACUUGCCUUUCCCCAGUCUUUACUCACUCGUUUUACAUAUCAUUCGACGCGCAAUGAUGCGAAGAGUCCGAUGGUGACAAAGGUUUCCUUCUAGCUAUGACAUGUAAUUUUUUACAGAAAAAUUCGAAAUUAAAAAAUUUCAUGACAAAAACGACAGGUAGAAUUACAGUGGCUGCGAUUGCCGACGCACUGCAGAGGGCCCCUGUGCAGGCACUUGACGCUCAUGAUUACGAGCGAGCGAGCGCAGCGAGCGAAGUGAGUCUUUUCAAUAUAACGGAAAAAUCUCAGUAUGAGCGGCCCGGCCCGGCCCGGCCUGUAACGCUUUUGAGAGGCUUAUAUCUCAGCAACCGCUGGACCGAUUGGCCUGCGGUCUUUUAUGUUGGGUAGCCCCAUCCCUUCUACCCCGUAAUUGACUACUUUUGAUACAUCUCAGUGACCGUCGUGGCACGUGCCACGUGAAAAGUCGAGGGUGUUCAAGCUGUUUUGCAAAAGUAGUGAUUUUGAGAGGCUCAUAUCUCAGCAGCCGCUUGGGCGAUUGACUUGCGGUAAUUUGUGUAGGGUAGCAGCAUCCCUUCUACCCAAAAUAGGAUACUCUCGAUGCAUGUGGGUCACCCCCAGUGCACGUGCAAAAUACAACAAUAAGAGGUGCCAAAUUUGUUCCCAUUUCAGUAACUCGGUAAUUACUGGAGCGAUUUCGCUGAAACUUGGCAUACUGGUAGGCACCCACCAGGCAAUGCAUUCCCAUGUGUUGCGGUUAGGGUGCUACUGCACGUGCGCACGUGCAGGGGGCGUUUCCAGAUCUCGAGAACGGCUGGGCCGAUUGCGCUCAAAUUUGGUACACGGUUGGGGACCGGUUAGUAGGGUGCCGUGCAAAAGUCAUUUUGGACCCCGUUUGCACGUGCGCACGUGCAGAAUGGCGCUUCCAGAUCUCAGGAACGGCUGGGCCGAUUGCGUGCAAAUUUGGCACACCGCUAGCGACCAGUUAGAAGGGUGCUUUGCGCAAGCCCGUUGGAAGCACCCUCUCGCCCUUUUGCACGUGCAGGGCUCACUAUCUCGCUCGCUCGUUUUUCGCCCAAAAGGCGUUUUACUGGUCAUUAACCCAGAAAAAAGUGAAAAACGCUCCAUUUGAUCGGAUCACCCUGCUAAAACCUCCAUUCACGCAUGCAUGCAGAGGUUUUACGUGAAAUGCAUAGGACUUAUCUCAGCCGCCGAUCGUAGUAAAGUUGGGCAUUUGGCGGAGAGCGAAUGUCAGAAGUGUGAAUCGGAAGUAAUUCAUCUUUGCUCCAGUGAGAGGAAGUGUUUUGUUCACUCGAGUGUGAACAAAAGUUUCUCGUUUUUCGUGUGAGGGGAAGCGCUGCAAACGCGAACAAGAACUGUUAAACGGAACCAAAAGUUACGCGUGGCAUAGCGGCAAGGGAUUCCUUAAAGAUAAAACUGUAAGAUAACUGUGCAAGCCAACUGUUAAGAGAAUGGAGCUAAGACAAAGAAAAACUGUGCUAGACACAGUUAAAAAGUUGGAUGCAUUUCCAAAAAUUGCAGACACCUAUGUGGAGACGACCAGGUCAGGCGGCACCAUCAGUAUCCUGACGUUUGCCGCCAUGGUACUGCUGCUCUACACGGAGGUCACCUACUAUAUGUCCUCGUUCCGCUUUCGGUUCGAGCCGGAUGUGGAGAUGGACGCCAAGCUGCCCAUCCAUGUGGACAUUGUCGUCGGGAUGCCUUGCGCCGCGGUCGGUGCUGACAUCAUGGACUCGACGAAUGAGAACGUGUUCAGCUUCGGCCGUCUGGAGGAGGAGAAUACCUGGUGGCAGAUGACGCCCGCCCAGGCCGACCACUUCCAGAUGGCGCAGAUGACGAACGCGUUUCUGCGCGAGCACUACCACAACCUUCGAGACACACUGUUCAGGAGCGGACACACGUCCAUGUUCGCCGGCCUGCCGCCCCACCGUCCGCGUCCCGAGCGGCGGCCCGACGCGUGCCGCGUUCACGGCUCUCUGGUGCUCAACAAGGUGUCCGGUAACUUCCACAUCACGGCCGGCAAGGCGAUCGGCCUGCCGACCGGCCAGCACGCGCACAUCUCCGCCUUCAUGGACGGCAACUACAACUUCUCGCACCGCAUCGUCAGGUUCCAGUUCGGGGACGACCAGGGCGGUCUGAUCCACCCUCUGGAGGGUGACGAAAAGCUGGCCUCCUCUGAGAUGCAGAUGUACCAGUACUUUUUGGAGGUGGUACCGACGGAUGUACACGGUCUGCUGGGUACCACGCACACCUACCAGUACUCGGUCAAAGAGCAGUCGCGCGUCAUCAACCACCAGAAGGGCUCCCACGGCGUGCCGGGCAUCUACUUCAAGUACGACAUGUCACCGCUGAAAGUGGUGGUCUCUGAGGACCGCGAGCCGCUGGUCCAGUUCGCGGUGCGGCUCUGCGCCAUAUGCGGCGGCAUCUACGUCACAUCGGGUAUCAUCAACUCCCUGCUCGGCUGGGCGGUAUACCUGGUGUGCUGCCGGCGGACCCCGUCGGACCGACGCGCCGCCCCCGCCCCCGUCCCCGCCCCCGCCGACCGCCCCAGCGGUCUGCUGACUGCCGGUCAGCCGGCGGACGCCGGCCGGGUCAGUCUGGUCACUGCUGGCGACAGCUGACCGCAGCUGGGGACGAGCUGACCGCGGCUGGGGACGGACGGAGUGGGUAGUCGGCCGGCUCUUUUUGAUAUGUGUUUGUCGCACUGCGGGCGCCGUGACUCUGGGUGCAGCGGUGAUAUUUGCUAUAUUUGUUAUGGUGGUGGACACGUCUGUGUGUGCGUUCUGGGGGAGGGCAUUUCUCGCACUUUUAGUGUAUUUUACCCACAUUUAUGACGUGUGUAUUAAUUUUUACCACUGUGUUUGUCUCGUGUGUGUAAUCUCAGACUAUGUGUGCUGUGUACGACAAGGCGAUGUGUGCUGAGUGGUAUUGGUGCAUGCUGGGAUGUAUGCAUAUUGCAUAUGUAGCCAAAAUGUGCGCCGAGAAGGGGCGACACUGACAUAUGUGAAUAUCUGUCAAGUGCCCGUUGCUAUGUAGACAUGAAGCAACUGCUGCUUGGUUGCUUGGUUACCAUGUCUUUACUGGUAUCUAGUCACAUCUGAUGAGAGCGAUGUGGUGCCUAAGGACCAUUUUUCACAACACAGCAGGUGGCAGACCAAAUGACGCAUUUUGAUGCCAAUAAAGGUGAACAAUCGUAAA